Molecule: messenger RNA, 338 nt
Organism: Staurois parvus
Lineage: Eukaryota; Metazoa; Chordata; Amphibia; Anura; Ranidae
Source: the annotation of a GenBank genome assembly
AUAAUUUUGCAUUUCCGGGAGGUGAACUGUUGGUAAACAAAACAGUUCUCCUCCCUGUCUGCUUGUGCACACUGCUUUGCAUGGCUGUGCACAGCACAGCCAUGCAAAGCAGUGUGAUUACAGUGAAGCACAUGGACAAAGCACAGUGUAAAACAGCACAAAGAACACAGUUAACCCUUUGAUCACCCCUCAUGUUAACCUCUUCCUGCCCAGUGCCAUUAGUACAGUGUCAGUGCUUUUUUUUAGCACUGAUCACUGUAUUGGUGUCACUGGGGAUGUCAGGGACAUCAAGUCAGUUCCCCCCCAGUGUCAGAAUGCCCACCGCAGUCCCACUAUAA